Messenger RNA from Symphalangus syndactylus (siamang), 2481 nucleotides. Its product is annotated as diazepam-binding inhibitor-like 5. Gene Ontology annotation, biological process: fatty acid metabolic process. Gene Ontology annotation, molecular function: fatty-acyl-CoA binding. The record is from RefSeq and is a predicted model, not a curated record. Lineage: Eukaryota; Metazoa; Chordata; Mammalia; Primates; Hylobatidae. Gene Ontology annotation, cellular component: mitochondrion.
AUGUGCCAAGUGGAGUUCGAGCUGGCGCGCGCGGCCCUCAAGCAGCUGAAGGGUCCCGUGAGCGAUCAGGAGAAGCUGCUGGUCUACGGCUUGUACAAACAGGCCACCCAGGGCGACUGCGACAUCCCCGCCCCUCCGGCCUCAGACGUGAAAGCCACGGCCAAGUGGGAGGCUUGGAGCGCGAACAAAGGGACGUCCAAGAUGGACGCCAUGAGGAGCUACGCGGCCAAAGUGGAGGAGCUGACGAAGAAGGAAGUGGGGGGCAUGGAGCGCCAACAAAGGGGCGUCCAAGAUGGACGCCAUAAGGGGCUACGCGUCCAGAGCGAGGAGCUGAGGAAGGAGGAGGCUGGCUGAGGGCUCCUCGGGAAUGGAAAGGGCUUGUUAGACCUUGAUGGCUGAAAUGUCCUGAAACUGUCGCAAGCUUAGCCGAGACAUCAAUAAAUCACUUAAACUGCAUGACAGUAACCGCUGCUGUUGGAAAGGAGAAACUCGGUGACCGAGUGCUGGGGAGGCGUCCAAAUACACAGACUUGCUUUUUGUAUGGUUUUGGGUGCAGUUCCCGCCCUCCUAUUACAAGAGCGUAUGUAGGUAUUCGGCCGGAGAGAGGGGGACAGUGUGCUGUGGAAAUGCCCAAGAUCUGAGGGCAGGAGACCAUUCUCCACUGACAGCCUCUUGGGAGGCUGAGGCCCCAGCCCCUUAUCUCUUCAAGGCUGAUUCACUAAUACCCCAGCACCACAGAGGGGAGAGGGACUCUGUCCUCCUAAAGUCAAGUCCAAAAGCCCCCGCUGGAACACAGGGCCUACCGAGUUCAUGUUUUGAGGGAGACCAAGCUUUCCGUGAUGAUAAUGCGGUGAAACAAUUGAUGCGUCAGAACACAGCAGUUGAGAAACAAUGGAGCAGAUGGUGUCAAAAUCCCAGCCCCAGAAAGGCUCACCUAAGGCCGGGCAACCAAAAUGUUCUAGGGACUAUUCUGUACUUAACCCUGGUUUCUGCUUAGGGGAUGUUGGUGGGACAAUAUGCAUAUGGAUGUCUAUGUGGGAUUUGUUGCAAGGGCACAACACACUCCUUGACCUAUGCAAGUGCCAGAGUGUCUGAGCCCAGCUUCUACUCCUGUUAAUUAUCACGGGGGCCUCAAUGCACAACCAUUGUGCAUGGUGGCUGGAGUAUGGAGUGGUAAAUGGUAUCGAGAGAGGCAGGUCUACAGUGGCAUAUGGGAUUUCCUGGUACUUCUUCCUUAAUAGAAACUGUUUUCACAGAUCAUGACAUCAGGUCAGCUCCAGUUCUCGCCGGGACCAAUAAACAAUAGAAGCAACAACCAUAAAGACUUCAGAGGACAAAGGAAACCAAACCUCACUGUCUUCAAGAUCUAUUCACAUAGUUGCAGGAAGUUGCUCUAGACAAAGUACAUUACUAAAGAAUGAAGCCCACCCAGGACAUCACAGUGACGAAAGAACCAUUUCUGGUAACUGGACCAGGCGAGAGCCACACUGUAGGACAGCAGUGCUGCCCUCUCUUCUUUGGCGAAUGUUACGAAGACAUUCUGAUGCACUUAGGAUCAUGAUUCAUGUUAAAUGUAAAUUAAUAGUAAAAAUAAUACACCUUGCUCCAAAAUGUGACAAUUUAGAAGCUGUCUAUAUAGCCAGACCACUCUAAAUCACAGAACCUAGAAAAUAAAAAUGUGCCAUAAUUAGGACAGCAGAAAGUAACAGUCAGAUAGAUAGUUUUUUUUUUUUUUUUUUUUUGAGACGGAGUCUUGCUCUGUCACCCAGGCUGGAGUGCAGUGGCGCAAUCUCGACUCACUGCAAGCUCCGCCUCCCGGGUUCACGCCAUUCUCCUGCCUCAGCCUCUCCGAGUAGCUGGGACUACAGGCGCCCGCCACCACACCCAGCUAAUUUUUUCUAUUUUUUUUUUUUAGUAGAGACGGGGUUUCACCGUGGUCUCGAUCUCCUGACCUCGUGAUCCGCCCGCCUCGGCCUCCCAAAGUGCUGGGAUUACAAGCGUGAGCCACCGCGCCCGGCCGAUAAAGUUUUAAAAAAGAGAAAAUAAGGAUUUAUCUAUUUGUAUUUGCUUACGAAGGGGUUACCCAUAGGACGCAGGGGGAAUGGGAUUGAUGGGCAUGGGGUAUACUGUGAAAGGAAAAUAAAAUCUUGGAACCAAAUUCACUAAGCCAAAGGGAAGAGUUAAGCUUGGAGAUUGAGUCAUGGAACAUGCAAAAAACUUUUCCUUUUGUUCCUAAACAGAAAAGCUACAAGACAGAAGGCCACAUAUCUCCCCAGGUGGUCUCCCUCACCUGACAAUAUAAAUUAACAGCUUAUCUUCAUAGGUAAGGGACAAAGACAACACCACAAACCAUCCCUCACCAGCCCUGAGACAAAAUGUAGAUGUACUGAGCUGAAUGCAUAACUGUUCCUCUGCCUGCUGCUUUCACUGUAAGAUGUAGAUUUGGUGAGUGCUAAAUAUAGAUUUACUGACCUGAAUGCA